Molecule: messenger RNA, 1291 nt
Organism: Haliotis rufescens (red abalone)
Lineage: Eukaryota; Metazoa; Mollusca; Gastropoda; Lepetellida; Haliotidae
Product: actin-related protein 6-like
Exons: 12
Coding region: 56-1261 (401 amino acids)
Cellular component (GO): Swr1 complex
Molecular function (GO): nucleosome binding
Source: RefSeq, a predicted model, not a curated record
UCAAAUCUAUUUCUUAUUUUUUACGACAACCACAAGUAGGAUUAUUUUUCCCAACAUGGCUGUGUUGGUGUUGGACAACGGCGCGGGAACUGCAAAAGUUGGCUAUGCUACCGACAAGGAGCCUAGGAUAAUUCCCAAUUGUGUAACAAAAGCAAAAAAUGUGCGGACAAGAAUUUUCAUUGGUGAUCAAAUCGAUGACUGCAAAGAUCUAUCAGGGUUGUACUACAUGCUGCCAUUUCAGAAGGGCUUCCUGACCAACUGGGACAUCGAGAGACAAGUAUGGGACUACAUGUUCGGAAAAGAUGUCUUCCAGGUCAACUCAAAUGAAUGUACAGCUGUUGUCACAGAGCCAUGCUUCAACUUUGCCUCAGCUCAAGAAGCGAUGAAUGAAGUCUUCUUUGAAGAAUACCAGUUCAAUGCCCUGUACAGAUGCAAUGCAUCAUGUCUGAGUCAGUACAAGAGCCAGAAGGAGGAGCCAGGGAAGAACCUAUGUACGCUGGUGGUGGACACCGGCUACUCCUUCACACACAUCGUCCCCUACUUCAAAGGCAAGAAAAUCAAAGAAGCAAUCCGGAGAGUAAAUGUUGGAGGGAAAUUAUUAACAAACCAUUUAAAAGAAAUCAUAUCCUAUAGACAACUGAUGGUGAUGGACGAGACGUAUGUCAUCAACCAGGUAAAGGAAGAUGUCUGCUAUGUCGCCACCGACUUCUUCGCCGACAUGAAUGUGGCCAGGAAGCGGGGAAAGGAGAACACCAUUGCCCGAGACUAUGUGCUGCCAGACUACACCCACAUCAAGCGUGGCUAUGUCCGCCCCCAGGAAGACACCACGGGCAAAGCCAAGGACAACGAACAGUUAGUACGUAUGAAUAAUGAGAGAUUUGCUGUGCCGGAACUACUUUUCCAUCCAUCUGAUGUAGGAAUACAAGAAAUGGGAAUUCCAGAGGCUAUAAUCAACUCACUAGAACCAAUACAAGAAGGCCACUGUAUUUCAGAGAUGAAGCCACACCUACUUGGGAACAUCCUCUUGACGGGGGGGAACUGUCACCUGCCAGGAUUCGAUGAGCGAAUCUAUAGUGAUGUGCGGAAGUUGGCCCCUGACGAGUAUGAUGUAACAGUCACGAUGCCAAAAAACCCAGCAGCGUAUGCGUGGGAAGGUGGGUGCUUGCUGGCCAAGGAUCCCAAUUUCAGCAAGAUGGUCGUCACCAAGCAGGAGUUUGACGAACAUGGGCACAAUAUUUGUUAUGAGAGAUUUGAUGUGUAAUAUUUGUGUAAAUAAAUGUAUCAUUUGUAA